Molecule: messenger RNA, 1947 nt
Organism: Thelazia callipaeda (thelaziosis nematode)
Lineage: Eukaryota; Metazoa; Nematoda; Chromadorea; Rhabditida; Thelaziidae
Source: the annotation of a GenBank genome assembly
AUGGGAUUUGGAAGAAUUCUGAAGCUAUUUCUAAGCAAGAAAUCAAAAACAGCAAAUUGGUCUGGUACUUCUGCAUCAAGAGAAUUGGAAGUAAGUGAUAGCUGCGCGAUACAUUCAAAAAAGGAUAGCCCUUGUGACCUAGAAACCAGUUGCGCUGACAACCUGGAACGGACAUCGGUUCGUAGUAUUAUUGCCGGAUAUCAACAGCGGCAGUUUGCACCAAAACCAUCUCCCGCUACUCAAGGUAUACCUGUAGGACAUUGUCUGCGAGAGAAAGAAAAGAUCAGCAGUCAGAGAACAUUGAUAUCAGAAGCUGCUGAAGAGAAACACGACGUUGAAGCUCCUCUGUCUACAACAAUUGAAUCGCCUAAAGUUGCACAGAAAUCUAUUAAUAUGAUGGAAUCUAGAAAGCCAGUUGCGGCGCCUCCGGCACCGCCACUACCUGUACUUCCGGGUCAUCUGAAAAACUCGCCGUUGAAAUUACUAAAUGGUAAUGGAUGUGCGUUACCGACCUCGUCAAAUUUUUCAAAUGGUGUCCAUAAGAAAGCUUCAGCUUUAACUCCUGCUUUAAAUCGUGAUUCUGGCAAGUAUGAAGGGACAAAUGCAAAGUUCAAUGCGCCAAACAUAUCUUAUGGUUCGUCAUCAAGUUGCUUCCUACAACGUCUUUGCUGUUUCUGUCCUAACUCUAAGAAGCGUAUACCUGUGGCAGGUUCGCCCUCUCUCACUGUGACUCAAAAAAGUAAAGGAAGUGGACAUGCUUCUGAAGAAUAUCGUACAUUGAAUUUGAAUGGUCAUGUUGGGUUUGAUUCGCUUCCACAUCAGUUGGUUCGGAAAUGUACUGAACGAGGGUUUCAAUUCAAUUUGAUGUGUGUUGGUGAGACAGGUAUGGGCAAGACAACUCUGAUCGAGUCACUUUUCAAUAUGAAACUUGAGUUUCAUCCAUGCAAUAAUGAAUUAAAGACAGUAGAGCUGCUUUCCAAAACCUAUGAUGUCGUGGAAGGUGGAAUUCGGUUAAAACUGACUAUUGUUGAAACGGCAGGAUUCGGUGAUCAACUUGACAAGGAUAAGAGUGCUCAGGUAAUCGUUGAUUUCAUAAAUGAACAGUUUGAAAAUUAUCUGAAAGAAGAACUGAAAAUCAAGCGCUGCCUAGAUUAUUAUGAUGACACAAGAAUUCACGCCUGCCUCUACUUUAUAUCACCUACUGGUCAUGGACUCAAAGCACUCGAUGUUGUGACACUUCGACGUCUUGCAGAGCGGGUCAACGUGAUCCCCGUGAUUGCGAAAGCCGACACAACCUGCAAAGAUGAACUUAUACGAUUUAAAAGCAAGAUCCUGAGCGAGUUGCGAAGCCAUAAUAUUCCUAUCUAUCAGUUUCCGACUGACGACGAGACGGUUCGAGCAAUAAAUACUGAAUUAAAUCAACUUUUGCCUUAUGCUGUUGUGGGUAGUACGGAUUUUGUGAAAAAAGAGAAUGGUAAAAUGGUCAGAGCGCGUAGGUAUCCGUGGGGAAUGGUUGAAGUUGAAAAUGAGGAACACUGCGAUUUUGUCAAAUUACGGGAAGCAGUAUUGCGUACAAAUGUGGAUGCCCUUCGAGAACGAACUCAUAAAGUGCUUUAUGAAACGUAUCGUCGUGAGCGCUUGCGAGCAAUGAAAGUUGGUGACGGUGAUACCGGGCCUAAAAUGAUGGAAGCUUUCGCGCAGAGACAGCGCGAAUUUAUUGAUGAGAUGUCAAACAGGGACAGAGAAUUGCGUGAAGAAUUUGUUGCUCGUGUCAAUAAAAAAGAGGAGGAAAUGAAAAGACGAGAAGAGUUGUUAAAUUUGCGAAGCAAAGAAAUCAGUGACGGUUUUGAUGAAGAGUUGCGACGUAUUGAAUCACAGAUGCAUACAUUGCUGGAGGAAAAAGCAAAAUAUGAAUCCAAAGUUGCCGGAAAGAAAAUGAAAAAAUGA